UUCAUCCCCCAAAGUCUCGCACGGCUGGUGUUGAAUCUGCCUUGUUUCCCUUCCUCAUUCUGGGGUCCCUGGCUGCUCCAGUUCCCCCUACCCUCCAACCCAGUGGGGCCACCCAUCCCGGCGGCCUUCUUCCUGAACCUGAUAUACAAUUACAGGGGAAGCAGGCAGCAAUAGCAAUGAGUGUGGGUGGGAAGGUCACACCUGUGUCAUUUAGUUUCCAAAGGCUGUGCCAGUGGCUCUUUAGCAACAAAAAAUGCCUGUCCUGCCUACCACGUCCACGGCUGGCUGAACGGCCUGAUUAAACCCUGCCGCACCUGGGAUGCUCCUAUCUCACCUGCAGAAGGGUUUCAUCAACAAUGGGAGAGAGGGAACUCUGACCUCCAGAUAGUCAUUCUUUGCUCCUGGGAACAACAUACCUCCAGCCUGUGCCACCCAUGUGACCAACCCUGAUGUCCUCAGUAGUGGUGUACUUAGUGGUAGUGGCACCCGCAGGGCAGCCUAUGUCCAGAUCCUCCCCAAGGGCCUGCCAGCCAGCCAGUUUGCACUACCUCUGAUUGCCACUCCUGCCCUUUACAGGCCAUGGUGCAAUCACUGGGGGCCAAAACGGAGCCCUCCCAGUUGUAAGAGCCACACAAGGCUAUAUAGAAAGCAGUCAGUGGGACCUGCAGACCCUCCCCCUGAGGGCAGCCUGCACGUGGCAGGGCCCCACCACCUCAGGCAUCCCUAUGACCUCGCAGACUGUGGCACUAGGCACCAAAGGGCUGCAAGGCAGCACAGUACUUGCAGCAGGUGCCAGGCUGCCAAAGCAUGGUGGCCAGGUCCACCUCCACAGGGGACUGCAGUUGGUGUCCCAGCGCUGGGUAGGAGAGGGCAUAGCUCCCACCGGGUAGUCCAAGGUGCCCUUUCCCAAGAGGAGCUGCUGGAUUCACUUAAGCCUUGCUUAAGUCCGUGUUCAGCAAGUAGUCAAAGGCGGCGGAGGAGCAGGCCCUGGCCCAGACGUGGCGCCCUCAGGCCAGUGGGGUGGGAGGGAAACCAGGGGACCCUGUCUGUGCUCCAGGGACGGGCUGGGCCCCAGAGGGGGCUGGGGUGGCUGUCCUCCCUUGAAACUGGUCUCACCUUCCCCACUUCCUCCUCUUCUGCUUGUUUGUCCCGGCCCAGCAGUUGCUGGCACACCCAUCCGCCAAAUCCUAGGCAUACCAGAGGAGUGAGAAGCAUGGGCCCUGCCCACAGCCUGGGACCCAUGUUAGGCCGUAUGGCACAAAUGUCCUGUUCCCGCCCAUGCCGUUUCCUCUGGAGAAGCAGAGACAACAGGAGUUAGAGAGCUACAGCGCCCCCGUUCAACUCCAUUUUGGAGACUCACGCUUCUUCUUUCUUAACUUCGAACAAUGUAAAGUCAGCUGGGAGAAGACAAGAUGGCGCCUAGCAGAAGCAGAGAAAAGCCGGAUAAAUCUUGCUUCCAAACUGGAAGAGUAAACAAAGGCGCGAAAGAUGGAACUGCGCAGGCGUACAGCUUUGGCACGCUUUAAAAUUCGAACAGCAAGCAGGGUGCGUCCAAAACACGGUCUCUGGACGAGACCUAUCUUACGCUACUGAAGAUGGGAUGGCGGUGGCGUAGGAAAGAGCGGGGAACACUGGGCGGUCCAAGUUAGUCGCGGGAAGACUAGAGGCGGAAUGCCCAGAACGCGCAUGCGCACCGUGAGUCAAUGACGGUCUGGAGAGACUGGCGGAAGCUACCUUUGCAACAUGGCGGCGGAGGCUGACGGGCCGAUCAAACGGGUGCUGGUUCCGCUUCUUUUACCUGAGAAAUGCUACGACCAAAUUUUCGUCCAGUGGGACUUGCUGCACGUCCCCUGCCUCAAGAUUCUCCUCAGCAAAGGCCUGGGGCUGGGCAUUGUAGCUGGGUCACUUCUGGUAAAAUUGCCCCAGGUGUUUAAAAUCCUUGGAGCCAAGAGUGCCGAAGGGCUGAGCCUCCAGUCAGUAAUGCUGGAACUAGUGGCAUUGACUGGGACCAUGGUCUACAGCAUCAUCAACAACUUCCCCUUCAGCUCUUGGGGUGAAGCCCUGUUCCUGAUGCUCCAGACAGUCACCAUCUGCUUCCUGGUCCUGCACUACAGAGGACAGACUGUGAAAGGUGUCGCUUUCCUAGCGUGUUAUGCCCUGGUCCUGCUGGUGCUGCUUUCACCACUGACGCCCAUGGCUGUAGUCACCCUGCUCCAGGCCUCCAAUGUGCCUGCUGUGGUGGUGGGGAAGCUGCUGCAGGCAGCCACCAAUUACCACAACGGACACACGGGCCAGCUCUCAGCCAUCACAGUCUUUUUGCUCUUUGGGGGCUCCCUGGCGCGAAUCUUCACUUCCAUUCAGGAAACUGGAGACCUCCUCAUGGCUGGAACCUUUGUGGUCUCUUCUCUCUGCAACGGCCUCAUUGCUGCCCAGCUUCUCUUCUACUGGAAUGCAAAGGCACCCCACAAGAAGAAAAAGGAGCAGUAGGGCUGCGUUGGCUCCUAGACUCCGUUCCAUGCUUCCCUUCAUCUACCCAACCUCAGGGUCCUUCCCAUCUCCGCCAAUCUGCUGGUGUGACUUAAUCAUUCCCCGUUCCUCUGUAGCUGCAACUUGAGCCAGGGUUUGUUUUUAGUGGAAAUGUAUAGUCGGUGGACCCAGAUCCUUAGAAAAGGAUACAGGCAGAUUUUCAGGCUCACAUUUUGACAUUGUGUGCUGUCCUGUGUAUGCAUUAUUAACUCAUUUAAUUAUUUGGCUGUGAUUCCUCCGUUAGCAAUUUCCAGCUACUUACCUAUUGUGGGCAAGUCUUGCUGUCCCCUCCCCCGCCCCCCCAUCUCCCACUUCUUAGAGGACAGCCCGGACAGUGGAAAGGACUAGGGGCUUACGCCUGCCCGGGACUGUCUCCUGGACCCCAGUGCUGGGUGGGGGGAGGAUGGAGAAUGACUCAGGCAGGGCCCCAGGGUGGGGUGAGGAGGUUCCUGCACUGGCAGGUCCAGGCGGAAGGGAGUGGAGACCGUGCUGGUUCCUGCUGCAGAGAGAGGAACAGAUGGGGCAAUAAAGACUCAGAGACAUGG
Messenger RNA from Rhinolophus ferrumequinum (greater horseshoe bat), 3071 nucleotides. RefSeq names its product mannose-P-dolichol utilization defect 1 (gene MPDU1). Gene Ontology annotation, biological process: oligosaccharide biosynthetic process. The transcript is spliced from 7 exons. Bases 1744 to 2487 code for a protein of 247 amino acids. The record is from RefSeq and is a predicted model, not a curated record. Lineage: Eukaryota; Metazoa; Chordata; Mammalia; Chiroptera; Rhinolophidae.